Messenger RNA from Lagopus leucura (white-tailed ptarmigan), 3696 nucleotides. It is a transcript of the gene DTNB, whose product is annotated as dystrobrevin beta. The transcript is spliced from 21 exons. The record is from RefSeq and is a predicted model, not a curated record. Gene Ontology annotation, cellular component: synapse; plasma membrane. Gene Ontology annotation, molecular function: zinc ion binding. NCBI's taxonomy places the organism in Eukaryota, Metazoa, Chordata, Aves, Galliformes, Phasianidae. The coding region runs from base 123 to 1901 and encodes 592 amino acids. Gene Ontology annotation, biological process: synaptic signaling.
GGAGCGGCGGCCGCGGGCCGGGCGGAGCGGGGCGGCCAUCCCGGGAGAGAGGUUGUCCCUUCGAUGUUGGCAGAAUUUGCUGAGGUGGGCGCUGCCCUGCGAGGCUCCGUGUGCCAGCCAGAAUGAUUGAGGAGAGUGGGAAGAGGAGGAGGACAAUGGCGGAGAAGAGACAGCUGUUCAUGGAAAUGAGAGCCCAGAACUUUGAUGUCAUCAGACUUUCAACGUAUCGGACAGCCUGCAAGCUGCGCUUUGUGCAGAAGCGAUGUAACCUUCAUCUUGUUGAUAUCUGGAAUAUGAUUGAAGCCUUCCGAGAUAAUGGCCUUAACACUUUGGAUCAUAACACAGAGAUCAACGUGUCUCGACUAGAAACAAUCAUUUCAUCCAUCUACUACCAGCUCAACAAACGCCUUCCUUCUACUCACCAAAUCAGCGUAGAGCAAUCCAUCAGCCUUCUCCUCAACUUCAUGAUAGCAGCGUAUGACAGCGAGGGCCAUGGGAAGCUGACGGUGUUUUCAGUGAAAGCAAUGUUAGCAACAAUGUGUGGUGGCAAAAUACUGGACAAACUAAGAUAUAUUUUCUCUCAAAUAUCAGAUUCAAACGGACUGAUGAUAUUUUCCAAGUUUGAUCAGUUUUUGAAAGAAGUCCUAAAACUUCCAACUGCUGUGUUUGAGGGACCUUCUUUUGGAUACACAGAGCAUUCUGUACGGACGUGCUUCCCACAGCAAAAAAAGAUCAUGCUGAACAUGUUUUUAGACACAUUGAUGGCUGAUCCACCUCCUCAGUGCCUUGUGUGGCUGCCUCUCAUGCACAGACUUGCCCAUGUUGAAAAUGUCUUCCAUCCUGUGGAGUGUUCCUAUUGCCGCUGUGAGAGCAUGAUGGGCUUCCGGUACCGGUGCCAACAGUGCCACAACUACCAGCUCUGCCAAAACUGCUUUUGGCGUGGCCAUGCCAGCGGGCCUCACAGCAACCAGCACCAGAUGAAGGAGCAUUCGUCUUGGAAAUCGCCUGCGAAGAAGCUGAGCCAUGCAAUCAGUAAAUCACUUGGCUGUGUACCAAGCAGAGAACCACCUCGUCCCGUGUUUCCUGAGCAGCCAGAAAAGCCACUUGAUCUUGCACAUAUAGUUCCCCCUCGACCUCUGACUAACAUGAAUGACGCCAUGGUGACCCACAUGUCCUCCGGAGCACCGACACCAACAAAGAGUGUGCUGGACAGCCCAGGCCGGCUGGACGAGGAGCACCGCCUGAUCGCCCGCUACGCAGCCAGGCUGGCCGCUGAGGCCAGCAACACGCCUCGCCCACCCACAGACCUGGGUUUCAACUUCGAUGCCAACAAACAGCAAAGACAGCUGAUAGCAGAGCUGGAAAACAAAAACAGAGAGAUACUGCAGGAAAUCCAGCGUCUGAGACUGGAGCACGAGCAAGCCUCACAGCCCACGCCGGAGAAAGCCCAGCAGAACCCAACGCUACUGGCUGAGCUUCGGCUCCUGCGGCAGAGAAAGGAUGAGCUGGAACAGAGGAUGUCUGCGCUUCAGGAAAGCAGAAGGGAGCUGAUGGUGCAGCUCGAAGGGCUGAUGAAGCUACUCAAAGAAGAAGAGCAAAAACAGGCAGCGCAAGCAGCGGGCUCGGCGCACUCGUCCCCCACCCACGGAGCCGGCCGCCCGCUGCCCAUGCCCGUCAGAUCCACCUCUGCUGGCUCCACACCAACACACGGCCCCCAGGACAUCGGGGACAUGCAAGAAGCUUUCACACAAGGUACAAGGAGGAACCUGCGCAACGACCUGCUGGUGGCCGCCGACUCCAUCACCAACACGAUGUCAUCGCUGGUGAAGGAGCUGCACUCAGCAGAGGAAGAAGAUGAAGAAGAAAUGGAAAAAAUGCAGAACGGGAAGGAUCGAGGUUAGAUGGACGACCACAGGCUGUACAGCAAUUCAGGCGCAGGGGGCUCUCGGUGAGCUCGUGACCGAAGACGUCCCCGCGCCGCUGGGAGAGCCGCGUUCCGGCCGACCCACCACCAUCGCGCGACUGUGAUCGACGCUGACCUCCCACCGGCGCCGGCGUUCUCCCAGCCAACCGAGGGGUUUCCCCGUGGGCAUUUGCCUCUUAGGCCAUUGCAUGUACUGUUUUCCUCAGUGUGUUUACUAACGAUAAUCAGACAGUGCCCCAUCGAACUGUGCCAUUUGCGGGAGGUUCAAGAAAAAGGCAAUACUCCCCGCUCCCGCUAUGCGUUCCAAUCUGUUGGAUUUCCCACCCAACAGCGGCGCCAUCGCAUCUCAUGCUGGCUGUUUCCUCUUGGCUCCUGCCCUUUGCUGUGCAUGACAAAAAAUGAGGUUUGCACCAUUGGGGUCUCUUUGCGUGUAAAGCAGGGGGGACUCGUGAGUGUGGACCGUUCAGACCCACCUACAAGCACCGCUCCGCUGUCGGGUUGCUGUUGUGUUUGAUGUUACGUUGUCCUCUGUAAGUGAUGGCGUGUCAGGGAGGAACGAGCAGUGGGAGGACCCCAGACCAGUGCCUCUUCUUUAAACUGUUACCAAAUGUCCCCUUGCAGGCAGGGAAUUCAGGGAUGAGUAGCUUGGGUUGGCAUCAGCAUCUCUGUGUUCAUUCUUGAGAGGAGAGCUGGGUUUUGUUUAAAAUUAAGAGAAAGAGCAGAGUUGUGUAGUCUGAGGCUGGGAGCUCACCGCCGUCUGGGUGCUUAGGAAACAUUGCAAUCAGUUCCAAUCACACCAUUUCGGGGUUUUUUUUUUUUUUCCCCUCGGUGUUCUGGAAUGUUAUUUUUAGUGGAAGGAGCUGAGUGCCCUAAUGCAGCCAUAAAUAUUUAUCAGGGGUGAUGAAUGGGAAGGAGCGAUAAAGCCCGAAGCCAACGGCAGCCAGUGCGGCACGGAGAGCGCUCGUUGGGUACCUGCAGCCCUUUGGGAGAGCAGAAAUAAACAGACGUGGUGGCCACAGCCUGAGCCAAGUGUAAAUAUUGUGAGCGAGCUGUCAGGGAGGGGAGAGGAGUGAUGAGAACCCGACUCAGCACGUGCACGGCUCGUGAAGCACGGAUCUGCGGGGCACCCUUUUUUUUGUAUCGUUGCUCACUGCAUGACCUCCCCUUCUUGCUUUGGGGGAUAGGGGUCAGUGGGCAUGGUGCGGCGGGUUGGGGUUGGAUUUGGUGACCUUUGAGGUCUUUUCCAACCGGAGUAAUUCUAUGAUUCUGUUUAGGGAUUUGGUUAGCAGGCACGGUGGCAAUGGGUUGGCGGCUGGACAUGGUGAUGGUGGAGGUCUUUUCCAACCACAAUGAUCCUGUGGCUAUGUAGGCAGCCAUGGUGGUGCUGGGGUGACAGCUGGACGCGAUGACUCAGCUUUUCCAACCCUCAUCCAUGUUGGGAAGCAAACCCUACAGCUUGCUUGUGCUUAACUGGGAACAUUGCAAACCUUCUGCUUGCCUUCACGAUCACCGCCUUAACCCCUGCAGGAAGAACACUGCAGACCACGCUUUCUCCAAGCUGCGAGCUGUGCCAUCAUGGUUCCAGCACGUGUGCAUCUUUCCUUUCAAAUUUGGGGUUCAUUUCUUGUGCACACCAUGGGGUUUGGUGGCUCAAUCGGCACCGGUGCCCGGAGCGCGUGGUGGGGAGAUGGGAGUGCCAUUGGUAAGAACCUGUGAACUGGAAGCCAUGUUCUGUCAUCUGCCAAAUACUGAAUAAAUUCAUCUCAUCCUUA